Falco peregrinus (peregrine falcon) is the source of this 7206-nucleotide messenger RNA. RefSeq names its product lamin B2 (gene LMNB2). Lineage: Eukaryota; Metazoa; Chordata; Aves; Falconiformes; Falconidae. Bases 147 to 1949 code for a protein of 600 amino acids. The transcript has 12 exons. The record is from RefSeq and is a predicted model, not a curated record.
CGCCGCCGCCAUCUCGGCGCCCAGACUCCAUUUCCCAGGCGGCGCCGCGGCGGGGGGGGCGAUGUCCGCCAUCUUACCGCUGCCUCCUCCCCCGGUGCGGCGGGAUUGAAUGAGCUCGCUGCCCGCCUGCCCGCGAAUCCAGCGCCAUGUCAGGCACCCCGAGCCGCGGCACCCCCGGCGGGACCCCGCUGUCGCCGACUCGCAUCUCCCGCCUGCAGGAGAAGGAGGAGCUGCGGCAGCUCAAUGACCGCUUGGCCGUCUACAUCGACCGUGUGCGGGCGCUGGAGCUGGAGAACGACCGGCUGGUGCUGAAGAUCUCGGAGAAGGAGGAGGUCACCACCCGGGAGGUGAGUGGAAUCAAGAGUCUCUACGAGUCUGAACUGGCUGAUGCUCGAAGAGUUCUGGAUGAAACCGCCAAAGAGAGGGCUAGGUUACAGAUCGAAAUAGGAAAACUGAGAGCGGAACUUGAGGAGUUCAAUAAAAGCUACAAGAAGAAAGAUGCAGAUUUGUCUGUGGCUCAGGGUCGCAUUAAGGAUCUUGAAGUGCUGUUUCACAGAAGUGAAGCAGAACUCAAUACUGUCCUGAACGAGAAACGCAGUCUGGAAGCAGAGGUGGCUGAUUUGCGUGCCCAGCUUGCUAAGGCUGAGGAUGGUCAUGCUGUGGCUAAGAAGCAGUUGGAGAAGGAGACACUCAUGCGUGUGGACCUGGAGAAUCGGUGCCAGAGCUUGCAAGAGGAUCUGGAUUUCAGGAAGAAUGUGUUUGAGGAGGAAAUAAGGGAAACAAGAAAACGACAUGAACAUCGUUUGGUUGAGGUGGACACGAGUCGCCAACAGGAGUAUGAAUCCAAAAUGACUCAGGCCCUGGAGGAUCUGCGAAAUCAACAUGAUGAACAAGUCAAACUGUACAAAAUGGAGCUGGAGCAGACCUAUCAGGCUAAGCUGGAGAACGCCAAACUGUCGUCUGACCAAAAUGACAAAGCUGCUGGUGCAGCUCGAGAGGAGUUGAAGGAGGCUCGCAUGAGAAUAGAAGCUCUCAACUACCAGCUCUCUGGCCUUCAGAAACAGGCUAGUGCUGCAGAAGAUCGCAUUCACGAAUUGGAGGAAAUGAUGGCUGGUGAGCGGGAAAAGUUUAGGAAGAUGCUAGAUGCAAAGGAGAGGGAAAUGACAGAUAUGAGGGACCAGAUGCAGCAGCAGCUUACAGAGUACCAAGAACUGCUUGAUGUUAAGUUAGCACUGGACAUGGAGAUCAGUGCUUACCGAAAACUCCUGGAAGGAGAAGAGGAAAGGUUGAAGCUCUCUCCGAGUCCCUCCUCCCGUGUUACCGUCUCUCGGGCUACCUCCAGCAGCAGCAGUAGCAGUACUUCACUUGUGCGCUCUUCCCGAGGCAAGAGAAAACGCAUCGAAGCAGAGGAGCUCUCAGGCAGUGGAACAAGUGGAAUUGGCACUGGAAGUAUUAGUGGCAGCAGUAGUAGCAGUAGCUUCCAGAUGUCCCAGCAAGCUUCGGCUACAGGAAGUAUCAGCAUAGAAGAGAUAGACCUGGAGGGCAAAUAUGUUCAACUGAAGAACAAUUCUGAUAAGGAUCAGUCUUUGGGUAAUUGGAGACUGAAAAGACAAAUCGGAGAUGGAGAAGAAAUUGCUUACAAAUUUACUCCUAAAUACGUCCUCAGAGCUGGGCAGACUGUAACAAUUUGGGGUGCAGAUGCAGGUGUAUCUCACAGCCCCCCUUCUGUUCUCGUGUGGAAGAAUCAAGGCAGCUGGGGCACCGGAGGAAACAUCCGUACAUACCUCGUAAACUCAGAAGGAGAGGAAGUUGCAGUGAGAAGUGUUACUAAAUCAGUAGUUGUGCGAGAGAAUGAAGAGGAAGAGGAUGAAGCAGAGUUUGGAGAGGAAGACCUUUUCAACCAACAGGGGGAUCCCAGAACAACCUCUAGAGGAUGCUCAGUGAUGUGAAGAAAGAAAAAAGAAACUAUUAUUUGCCUUUUUUCAUUUAUUUCCUUUUAUUUUUGCUAUUUUUUUCCCUCCAGAGCCACUGAAAACUAUUUUUAUAUGCAUCAUCUGAUUUCUUUGAAGUUUACUCCUUGGUACAUUUUUAUAAAAAAAAAUCAAAAAAAAAACCUUUACUGAACAAAACUGCCAGAAUUUUUAAUAGAUUUAUUUUUCCCUCUUUGUUGAAACACUAUAUUGGAAUACAGUAUUUUUCCCCAUACAGAGUUUAAAGUCUUAUGUACAAACCUGCAGCAGAAAAGAAAUUUUUAGCUAAAAUGGGAUGAGACUCCUUGAGUGUAUGGUAAACUUAAAAUUGCAUAUAUAACCAGUAUAAUUUAAAAAAAAAAAAGUUAAGAAAGUGUGUUCAUCUGCAGGGCUCCAGGAGAGAUUCACAGUAGUGUCUCCUCCUUAUUUUAAGAAAUAGCAGGGUCUUGCCUGGUAUCCUCAGCAGUGCCCAGCUUAGGAAAUUAGACCCCAAGUUAAUUAAAAAUGCUACUCCACCAGUGGAAGUAACAAAGGGAAGCUGCCGAUUUGACAUUCUUGGCUCAUGACCGUGGCACCUUGUCCUGCUCUGAGGUUUGACAGCCUAGUAGUAAAAACAUCUGUCAACACCUUAGCUCCAUAUCCUUAUUUCAGAAGGAGGAGAACAAUGGGUUCUGCUUCCUGAAUAUAUACACCAUCUGAAGGUAUGGAAGUGUCAAAACCAGAGUUUUAACUGUUUUUAUGAAAGCUUGUUAGAUCACGGAUGCAAGUUGUGAAGUACGGUAUUUAGGAUGUUAAGCAUCAUGAUUUAAUGCUUUUGACAUACUCGGCAUUAAACAAUAAGAUUUUAGAAGCUAAAAAUGUUUUUACUUUUGGCAGUGAUAAAUAUUGGGGAUUUUAAAGGUUAUCCUGUGUAAAUGUUGACUUUUUUUAAUCGGAGCUAGAUGCAGCUUGUUCAUACUUCUUGUAUUCAAAGGGUUACUGUCAGAUAUCUUAAGGAGCAGUAUUUGCAAAAUAGUACAGAAAUAGUGUAAUGACUUAAAAAAAAAUUAAAAGGAACUGCUGUUGUUCAGGACAUAAGCAUAGCCUUGCAGUGCGCAAAGUCAAGUCUUAGGGAGUGAAGGGAGAAUAAUGCUUUUUAUAAAAAACUGUUUUGUAUGAGUAGUAGGUGAUUUUUAUUUCGGUAUGAUGCAUUUUGUAUCUGACAGUGUCCCUUUAGCUUAAGGUUUCUUCUGCUGCAUUUCUGUGGAGAUAACUGACUCUCCUCGUGUUAGUAUUUAUACAGUGGUGCAUCUUUAAGCACUAGGAAAAAUACCUGACUGCUCCAAAGAAUGUACUGACUACUGUACAAGCAGAUGUUUUUUUUUCCACUAGUUAUUAGUUUGGAUACGAAAUUUGGAUACCAUUUUAUGCCAGCAUAGAAUCCUGUUUUUACCUGCACUCUUGAACUCUGAUCUUGUCAUUUGAAUAGUAUAGACUCAUCAAACAAGCUACAAGGUUUGGAUGUUUUCGGUGGCUUUUGGACAUUAUGUUCUCUGAACAGUAUUGUGACUGACAGAUAUAACCUAGAAAGUCAGUUUAGUGGCUUUGACUGAUGGCUUUGUAAUGCAAGCAGGGUGGGAACAAAAGGGGUUUUUUAAGCUUAUGGAUUUAUUUUGCCAUUUAAAAAUAAAUCAAAGAUGCUACUUUUCUCUAUUUGAGUGGGACAACUGAAUUACUGAGGUUAAACUAAUAGAAAUUUAGAAUUCUGUUUUUAAUCCAUUAUCAGAAGAUCCAUUAUAAAAAAGCAGUAUGAAGAUUUGGCUGUUUGGACUAAUGGGAUAACUUUAUUGAUGUACUUGGCCGUUUUUCUAAUGUAAUUUUCCCACUCUGCUUGAGUAGAAGGUUAAAUAUGUAGUAAAUCAUGUCUAUCUCUCUGUAAAAUGUAUCUAGUGAAAUUAUGUUUCUCAGACAUACUGUUAUCAAUUACCUUUUCUUAAAUUUGUUGUUAGGCAAAUUAAUGCAAUCAAUGUAAAAGUAUUUUUGCAGUGCACCUUCCAACCACUGGACAGCAUUUCCCUUUCUGACCCACAGCUUCUACAAUAGACUUACAUAAUGUUUGAGGGCUAUUUGCUUUUUUUUCCUAAAGAUCUGUAUUUAUUUUUUUUAUAUUGGCCAGUUUACAGAUUGCUUAUUCUUCUUUUAAGAUUGUCCUGUACAUUCAAGACUGUUCUGUGAUCUUAAAUACUAAAGCAGUAAGUGUAGUUAGUGGUUUUUGUGAUUUUUUUUUUUUUUUUUCUACUUUUUCUUUUUUUCCUGUGAAGAAUGGGCUAGGAAAGGCAGCUCAAAUAAGGAAAAACCCCUUGCUACCUGAGCCAUAGUUUUUUUUAACAGCUACUGUAUGGGGAGUGUGUCGUCUUGUAGCCUUAAGGACUGGUGCUUGUGGAUCUUUUGUGGUGAGCACUGUGCCCUUCAGUAACAGUCUGCAGAAUUUGUCCUUAGAUUUGGAACUGUGUCUUUCACCUUUGGAAACAGGUUAGUUUCUUCUUCAGUACCAUGUUUAGGUAUAUACAGGUGUUCCUGUUAAAGCAGUGACUGACACUGUGGGAAAAGCUGAAUGCCAGCAGUCUAAAUAUGGGUGAUGGUGUCACCACAGUGCUCUCUAAAAGGCUACUAAAAAUAAUUCCUAGCUGUAAAUUACAAGACACACAAAAACUACUGUAUUCCACGUACUUUUGUUUGUGUGGGCGUUCUUCUCUAGAUGCCAUCCUUUCCUCUUGCUUUUGAUGCUGAGCUGCAGCGUAACAAAUUAUCCCUUUAGAGCUGGUGCUCCCUAUGGGGAGCUUUUUGGCUUUACCAACCCAAAAAGCAUUGUUUCUUUUUUCCUGUCUUUCAAGGAUUAGGGUUUUUGUCAUCUUCAUGAUAAUUAAAGCUUUUUGUUCAAAUAAAAUCCAGUGUCCCCUUGCCCUCUUUUUCCCAUUUCAUCAUCCUGUAUGUGAACCGCUCUUGAAGAAUUUGGAGGAUAGUCAGCUUUUCUACUCCGGUGUCUGAUACUGAUGUAGAGCUUGAAGGAGAAACAGUUGACUUGUCGGGGGAAAAAUUAUUGUAAGGCUUCUCUGAUUAGGGAAAUUAACCAGUAUAACUUUUAUCAGAGUAGUUAGGUGAGUGUAACUACCCAUACGGAUUUUCUUAUUCCAGAAAAAUAAGCAAAUAACUUCAUUCUGGAUGGGGGGGAAAAAAAUAUCUGAAACUAUUCUCUGUGGUUAAGAGCAGAAAGGAAUAGCAGUAUAACUGCAGCAUAAUAGUUAAGUUGGCCUUUUCACUGUGUAGAUCAUAACAGAGUAUCAUAUAAAAUAUGAUAAAUGCGUACUACCUACUCGGAAGUUUGUACCGUAUGCAAAUGCUUGUGUCAGAACAAGUCCCUCCAUCUGCAGAACCAUCGGCGAUGUGGUGUCCCGCAGAGUGAGACAGGGUUACAGAGAACCUCUGACGUUUCAUGCCACUUCUUUCUCCUUUGCUUCUAUACUUGUUAAUUAGCUGUUGUGUUGCAGUGACUUAUUCUAAGUGGUAAAGUGGCUGUGAUUCCUUUGCCGUGCAGCUUUAUUUCCCAGUGUGUCUACUUAGGCUAGUUGGGGCCUGUAGCUCUGCCCUGACAGAACCAAUAGUUUACACUGAUGCACUGAUCACUUGGCUUCAGCACCGUUUCUAUUCAUUAAAUUGGAGUUUGCUGGCAGAGUUUGUGUUUGUAGCAGGAACCAAAAGUCUCAGGAAGAAAACAAAACAUCUGCUUCCCAUGACCUGCAGCGUAAAAGCCAGACAGGGUUGGCGGCAGCUUACACGAGUCAUGAGAACUGUAUUGCAGCGCAAAGCAGACUGUACUGUGAAAGGAGAUCACUUCGUAUGCAUGUUUGUCCUUGAGCAACAGGGCACCUCACGUUCUGUUCAGGGAUCUUACUGCGUUUUAUACGCCUGUUUUCUUUUUAAUGCUCAUCCUGUAUAAAGGCCCUUUAACUGCAACCUGGACAGAGGUUAGUUAGAAGAGGCAUUUAGAAAUCCUCUCUACACCCCAGAACAUUUGAGAAUCUGUUUCUUUUGUGUGCAUCAGAAAGAAUUCCAUGCUGUAUGAAAACAUGCAUGCUAUAUGUUUUCCAUCUCUUGUAGCCACUUCUCUUACUUCCUCACUGUUAAGCCACUCUCCUUCUUCUUUCUGUACCUUCUUUUGAAAGUCUUACUUCUAAACAAAGGCAUAUCCAUAUUUGAUACUGGAUUUUAUUGCCACUGUUGGGUCCAAACCCUGUGUGAGCAGGAGACAAAGCCUUGUUGUAAACCAGUGAGUGGAAGGUGAGAUAGUGAUUGCAUUUUUCAAAGCACUGUUUUAGCUGAAUGUCAAGACAAAUUAUGUUGGGAGAGUUUCUUUUCUCAUUUAAAAUGGCCUGGGAAACAGAAUUUUUAUUUGCCCUUCAAUAUGCUUAGCUUUAAACCAGUUUAAAAUAAUUGAAAAGUGUUUUGUUUUGUUUUUUUUUUAAAAUACAAGACCAUAUUUACAUGCAAUUAUUUGUUAGCAUAAUGCCUUUCUUGAAAUGCUAAGGUCUAGAGAGUGAAAAGGUUGCUUAAUAUUGAAAGACUCCGUUGAGAAUAGCACAAGCAGUGACUCGACUUGGAGUUCAGGUAAAUGUGUUAUAUUGAACCUCCAAAUUUUCUAGUUAGCUUUUAAUGAAGUGAUGAUUUUGUGUUAAGGUAGAUGUUAUUGUGUAUUCCAGCUACCCAAGUCAUCGUUACACUAAAAUUAAAUGCAGUGAGCUAUGAUAAACAAGUUUAAGCCAGAAUGCUUUCCAUUUGGGCACAAAAUACAGUUGAACUCUAUUUUCAUAACUGAUGCCUUGUGACUUGAAUUGUGAUUUUCUGUUUUGUUUUAACACAAUCUGUAUUUAGGUAGCUCUGUUUCUAGGUCACUGGUCAGUUUAACUGACUACCUCCAGUCAGCUGCUGCAGAUGAGGUUUUGGAAGGUUCAAGUUUUUAAAACAUGGAGUUGUGGAAAAGGCUGCAAAUUGAAAUACAAAGACAAAAUGAUGAAAAUGUUCAAAUGGGACUUAUGAAAACUAUGUAAUGAAUCUAGACUUUAUCAUUUCAAAGUGGGUUGGUUUUUUUCUUUUUAGAAUAUGCAUGCCAAACGUCUUGUCUUUUUCAAUGAUUUGUAAUAUACAUUUUAUGACUGGAAACUUUUUGUACAACACACUCGAAUAAAUGUUUUGCAUUUUC